Messenger RNA from Leptomonas pyrrhocoris, 1372 nucleotides. RefSeq lists its product as hypothetical. The coding region runs from base 587 to 1372 and encodes 261 amino acids. The record is from RefSeq and is a predicted model, not a curated record. NCBI's taxonomy places the organism in Eukaryota, Euglenozoa, Kinetoplastea, Trypanosomatida, Trypanosomatidae. The transcript has a single exon.
AGAUUUUAACGUUUCUUUUUUCCCAUUUUCCUUCACACGCGUCGAGUGCACAACUUCUAGUCUCUUCUCCUGCAAUUACAGCCACACAAAGCAGACAUAGUUUUCUUCUUGACAGAGAAAGGCAACUUCUUUUUCUUCUUUCAAAGAAUCUCCAUCUCUACAUAAAGAGGAAAAACUGCAGAAACUGCAUCCUCCCACGCGCUUUAUCAGAAGAGAAGAGAAAAGGGAAAGCGAGACUUUACCUAACAGAUAAAGACGUAGAAGUUUUCUUCAAAACAUACGAUUUAUCGUUUUCUCCUUUUGAGACAUCUAUAUUUUUCAUUUGCUCGCUAAUCUAUCCUUUUAUCAACUUUCUCAUUACGAGCGAACUAGCCGAUUUAAUUUUUUUUCGUCUCUUUUUUGGUUUCUUCCCCCCCCCCCUCGGUACAAUACGGUUUGUUUUGCGAGCCUCCACGUUGCGCCUGCUUUGCUCGUCGCACUUCCGCCUUUCUAUCUCAGCACUCUCCGUCCGUCUUUGCGUCGUGCGUGUGUGUGCGUGUGUUUCCUGCUGUUUGACUGAGCGACAAAACGAAGCAACGCAGUGAAAAUGAGUCGCAUCGCCCCUGUUACGUGUCCGCUGUCGGACUGCACGCUCGCCGUCGACAACGCGGAAAACAUCCGCAACAGCAACGACAAGGCCCUCCUGCUCCACAAGGUCAGCGUCAGCGCCAUCGCGCCCAGCCAACGGAGGAACGCGCGCAGCAGCCCCACGCAGGUCAGCCAUGUCGUUGCUUCUGUCGACGCAACGGAGAAGACGCCGUCUGCGCGGCGUGAGCGCGUGGUCGGCGGCACCCGAAAGGUGAACGCUCGUACCGUCGCGACAACGCUGGCGUCCGUGUCGCUGGAGGAGCACCGCCCCUCUGCCCUCGACGUGCAUGUCUUUGCAAAGCCCUUCACGCCGGCGACGCCGCGCCGCAACGACCCCUACUCCCCGUGCCUACUGAACAGCCCCUGCACCCCGGAGGACACCUUCUACGCGUGCUACGGCGACGCGGAGGCCGUGGCGACGGAGGCAACGCCAACGGCAAGCCUGAUGAACACGCCGGUUUGCACACGCACCGCUGGCCAGAAGCCCUCCACCCUCGGUGAGACCACGCGCAACCUCCUCGAAAUGCUCAGUCUCAUCUCGACACCGAACAAGUCGCCCUGCGGUGCCAAACCGGUGCGACCGACGGAGUCGCAGUCGCCGCGGCCGUCGUCGCCGGAGCGCGCCGCGUCGCCGUCGCAGCAGCAGCCAGUGCCGUCUUCCUCGACCCGUGUCGUACGCAAGGUGGUGUGUUGCAACGUGGACCGCACCUCGGGUCGCCCCGUGCCGAAGCCGAAGGCGGCGUAG